Molecule: messenger RNA, 6020 nt
Organism: Rosa rugosa (rugosa rose)
Lineage: Eukaryota; Viridiplantae; Streptophyta; Magnoliopsida; Rosales; Rosaceae
Exons: 11
Coding region: 191-5446 (1751 amino acids)
Biological process (GO): CAAX-box protein processing
Cellular component (GO): membrane
Molecular function (GO): metalloendopeptidase activity
Source: RefSeq, a predicted model, not a curated record
CAUGACAAAUCAAAAUCGGAUCCACCGACCCGACUUUCUGCCCACUUCGUUUUCCACCGUACGCUUCUCCUCCUCCAGCCUCCAUCUAGAGAGCUUUCGCGCUCUCUCUCAAAUCUCAAUCUCAGAUUCUCUAUCUCUUCCUUUGUCUCCAUCUUCUUCAUUUCAAAAUUAACCCUCACUCCCCAAAACAAUGAGCCUGACCCCAAAAAUGCCCACCCAAACUAACCACCGCCUCAUCUCCUCCUUCACCCCUUAUUUGUCGCCCAGCCACGUUUUCCAGAUCCGCGAGUUCCGCGUCUACCGGCGCCGGAGACUGAAGCAGAACCAGCAGCUCAAUCUCCGGAGCCAGCUCGGAGGAGGCCCUAGUUUCCAUGACUUCGUUUCGCAAUUCCCCUCCCCCAAUUCAUUGGAAUUCGUCGCUCCGGCGAUCGGCCUCGUCUCCGGCGCCGCGCUGUUCCUGUCUAAUUUCUCGAAUUCUUCUUCGGCCAAGGGGAAUCAGAGCUCCUCCGACGAGGCGUCCGUGAUCGGGGAGUGGCUGCUGUUGACCAGUCCGACGCCGUUUAACCGCUCCGUGCUGGUGAGGUGUCCGUCGAUAUCGUUUGAGCUGCUGGAUGAGAAGCUGGUGAAGGACGACGGCAACUUCGUGAGGGUGAAUUCCGGUAGAAUUCACUUCAAUAUCGAGAGUGAUAAUGGCGUUGGAGACAGAUUGGAGUAUCAGCGACUGUGUGUGAGGACGGACGACGGAGGAGUCGUGUCGUUGGAUUGGCCGGCGAAUUUGGACCUUGAAGAAGAGCAUGGAUUGGACACAACCUUGAUUCUCGUGCCUGGCACCGCCCAGGGUAGCAUGGACCCAAACGUCAGGUCGUUUGUGUGUGAAGCUCUCGUCCGGGGCUGUUUUCCGAUCGUCAUGAACCCUAGGGGUUGUGCUGGUUCGCCUCUCACCACGCCACGGUUAUUUUCGGCUGCUGACAGCGAUGAUAUCUCCACUGCUGUACAGUUCAUAAAUAAGGCGAGGUCAGGGACCACUUUGGUGGGUGUUGGCUGGGGUUAUGGCGCAAACAUGUUGAUAAAGUACCUGGCUGAAAUCGGGGAGAGCUCGCCGCUUACAGCCGCGACCUGCAUAGACAACCCUUUUGAUUUGGUGGAGGCCACCAAGUCCUCUCCUCAUCAAAUGACCAUUGAUCAGCAGCUCACUGAUGGACUCAUUGAUAUUCUGAGGUCGAACAAGGAACUAUUUCAAGGAAAAACAAAAGGGUUUGACGUAGAGCAAGCACUUUCAGCAAAAUCUGUCCGUGAAUUUGAAACAGCAAUCUCCAUGGUAUCUCAUGGUUUUGAUGCCGUUGAAGAUUUUUAUUCGAAAUCAAGUACAAGAGGUGUGGUUGGGAAUGUGAAGAUUCCUGUUUUAUUUAUACAGAAAGACAAUGAGUCAGCACCACCAUUCUCAAUUCCACGCAGUUUAAUAGCAGAAAAUCCAUUUACAAGCCUACUGUUGUGCUCCUGUUUGCCUUCUCGUGCUAUUGAUGGUUGUAGAUCUGCUCUAUCUUGGUGCCAGCACCUAACCAUCGAGUGGCUCACAGCAGUGGAGCUUGGACUUUUGAAGGGUCGCCACCCUCUUCUUCAAGAUGUGAACAUAUCCUUCGAGCCUUCAAGAGAAUUAGCUCAUGAAGAACGUGAUACUGCUGCUAGCUUCUGCUUAAAAUCCAGAAACGAUUCUUCAAAUGGAUAUUCCAUGAGCGAGUCAGAUUCUUUAAAUGGAUAUACGACAAACACUACGAAGAAGAUGUUUGGAGAAACUGAUACUGCUGCUAGCUUUUGGUUAGAAUCUAAAAAGGAUUCAUCGAGAAAGUCAGAGGCUGAACAAACAGGGUUGCAGGAUGUGGAAAAUGGUGCACUGGAUCAGAUUCACUCUGAUGAUCCUGAGUUGGUCAAUGAGGAGGGAGUCAGUCCUGCAGAUGGUGAAAGAGGUCAAGUGUUGCAGACAACUCAAGUUGUUAUGAACAUGCUUGAUGUAACCAUGCCGGAUAUUCUAACAGAAGAACAGAAGAAGAAGGUCUUAGCAGCAGUUGGUCGAGGAGACACACUAAUGCAAGCUUUGCAAGAUGCAGUACCGGAAGAUGUUCGCGGGAAGCUAACAGCUGCUGUAACUGGUGUUUUACAUGCUCAAGGUCCAAACCUAAAAUUUGAUCAGCUCCUGGGUGCUGCUCGAAUUCCUGAUAUAUCAUCAGGUUUGAAGUCAAAGAUCCAAGACGAGGGAAUUUCAAGUUCAGAAGGUGCACAUGAAGACCAUUUUUCUUCUGAUCUGUUGAAUAAGUCUGAUGAUUUGUUGGAUAGCUCUGUUGACAGUCAACCAGUUGUCAAUAAGCCUCCUGGGGAACUAGAAUCGGAGUCUUAUCCCUCAGAGCAAUCACCAAAAAUUUCUACUGUAGAUCAAUCAUUGAGCACUGAUGGAAGCGAUGAUUCUGGUUCUAUCAUUAAGGAUACUACUGAAUCCGGAAGUUCUGACCCUGAACAUCUUAACAAUAGUGAGAAGGGAUCAGAGCACACUAAGCCUACCAAUUCCACUGGAAUUGCUGGUUCUGCUGAGGGAGCAAUUGUUGAGGAGGAGAGAGACCAAGAUGGUAGAGCUGCUGAAUUAGACACAAAAGAUGAGGAAGGUAAUGAUAAUCAAAAGAGGGAAAACAAGAAUACGCAGCCUGUAAUUGAUCAAAGUAAGUCUAAUACAUCUGCACCCAAUGCCCCGGCACCCAAUGCCCCGGAACCUAAUGCCCCGGCACCCAAUGCCCCGGCACCCAAUGCCCCGGAACCUAAUGCCCCGGCACCUAAUGCCCCGGCAUUUAGUGUUUCUGAGGCAUUUGAUGCCUUGACAGGGAUGGAUGAUUCCACCCAAUUGGCAGUUAACAAUGUUUUUGGGGUUUUAGAAAAUAUGAUAACUCAAUUGGAGGAGAGUUCUGAACAUGAAAAUGAAGUGAACAAAGGUGAUUCUGCAUCUGUAAAGGACCAUCCUGGUGGUGACAAUAGUCAAGAAGAUUCAGAAGCCAGUAAGUCGGACCAGAGUGUACAUAUUGAUGGAUUAAGCGAUAUUUCUGUAUCCAAUGGGCAUGUGAAUGCCAUGGACCAGCAGCCUGAGGCAUCAAAUGUCUUGGAAGAGAAGUGUGCUCAAAGCCCUGUAUCAGUUAAUGGAAAUGGUAUCAGCAGUUCACAUAGAAGUGACAGAGUUAACCAUGUAGCUGAGGAUAAAAAUGAAACGAGGGAUCAGGUGGUUAGUAUCAAUCGUGUAAACAAUGUACCACCUUGCUUAACUGCAAUACCACCUUGCAUAACUUCGAUCUCUAGUGGGGUGCAUAAUUAUCUUCUUUCAAAGGUGCGUGCCCAAUCACUAGAUUUAGAUUCAACUGCUGCUCUAUUGCUGGACUAUUUUCCAGAAGAAGGUCAGUGGAAACUUUUAGAACAACCUGGACAUGUUGGAAGUUCUGUUGGCGAUGUGGCUGCUCAGAAGGUUGAGGCACAUAAACCUGUUGAUGAUGAAAUUAUUGAGCCAUCUUAUGUAAUAUUAGAUUCAGAAAAGCAUCAGGAGCCAGUAAAAGAAUAUGAAGCAGUGGAUAGUGUGGAGAAGAGAGUUGAAAUCGGUGAAGAUGAAAGAGAGGACUUUGGGGAGUUUGUGAGAAAUAUUAUAUUGGAUAAUUUGACGGUUGAAGUUGGUCGCAGACAAAGUGCUGCUGACAUAAAAAAAAUGGAACCCUAUCUUACCAGAGAAUUGGAACAAGUGGCUAAUGCUGUAUCGUUUUCUGUUGGACAUGCCUACGAUCCACGUUUGGAAGUUAAAUACCAUAGUAUUGGCUCAGAAAAAGUUGGUACUCUUCAUGGAGAGCGUGUGAUUAAGGCCAUAUCAUCUGCUGUUCAAGAGACUAGCUUCUUGAGAAGUGGAGUGCCAGUUGGUGUUAUAGUAGGCUCAAGCUUAGCUGCACUGAGAAAAUAUUUCAUUGUGGCCACGGUGCGUGAUAGUGGCCAAAUAGAACCUCCGAUCAAUAGUCAAGCCAAAAUGUCUGGAGAAAAUGAUCUAGCUAAGGUUAGAGGCACAGAGAUUCACCACAUGCCUGUUGACAAAUGUGAUCAUAUUACAAGGUUGGACAGUUUGGUUGAUAGGAAAGAGGAAAAGACGGAGUUGAAGAAUAUAAACAACAGUGUUAUGGUUGGUGCCGUUACAGCUGCCCUUGGGGCGUCUGCUUUAUUGGCGAAGCACCAGGAUUCAAUCACAGGCAAUGAAACUUCUGAGAGUUCAUUCGAGUCCAUCAAGAUGAACGAUAAUGGUCAGAUGGAGCCUGACAAUCAUGAGGACGCAUCUGACAAACACCAAAGUAACAUUGUCACAAGCCUUGCUGAGAAAGCUAUGUCAGUUGCUGGCCCUGUCGUACCCAAGAAACAAGAUGGUGGACUGGAUCAAGAAAGAUUGGUCUCAAUGUUGGUUGAUUUGGGACAAAGGGGUGGCAUAUUGAGGCUAGUUGGCAAACUUGCUUUGCUCUGGGGUGGUAUGCGUGGUGCAAUGAGCUUGACUGACAAGCUAAUCCAAUUUCUUCAUCUAUCUGAGCGUCCCUUGAUCCAGAGGAUUUUGGGGUUUGCUGGUAUGACGCUUGUUUUAUGGUCACCAAUUGCUGUUCCACUACUUCCAACAUUUAUGCAGAGCUGGGCAACUAAUACCCCCUCCAGAAUUGCUGAUCUUGCUUGCAUUAUUGGCCUCUACGCUGCAUUUAUGAUACUUGUUAUGUUAUGGGGAAAAAGAAUACGUGGAUAUGAAGAUCCACUUACGGAAUAUGGGCUUGAUUUGACGUCAUUGCCAAAGUUGUUCGAUUAUUUCAAGGGGUUGAUUGGUGGAGUGGUGCUUGUUUUGUCAAUACAAUCUGCAAAUGCAUUACUUGGCUGUGUGAAUAUCUCUUGGCCUUCUACUCCAUCUUCUUUGGACGCUAUGAAAUUGCUCUCAGUGUAUGGACAUGUACUUAAGCUGGUUGGUCAAGGUAUUAUGACAGCAACUGGUAUUGCUCUUGUGGAAGAAUUGUUCUUCAGGUCCUGGCUGCCUCAAGAAAUUGCUGCAGAUCUUGGAUAUCAUCAAUCUAUAAUUUUAUCAGGACUUGCAUUCUCUCUAUGCCAGAGGUCUUUAUGGGCAAUACCAGGACUGUGGCUGCUAUCUGUGAGUUUAGCAGGUGCUCGGCAAAGAAACCAAGGCAGCCUUUCCAUUUCUAUUGGCUUGCGCGCAGGAAUAAUUGCCUCAAGUUUCAUCUUACAGAGGGGUGGUUUUCUAACCUACCGGGCUGACUCUCCCCUUUGGAUUAUUGGAACGCACCAAUUCCAACCAUUUAGUGGGUUAACUGGUUUUGCAUUCGCUUUAUUCUUGGCAAUAAUUUUAUACCCGAGAGAGCCUCUGCCUACAAAGAUUAUGGAAAUUACAGACUGAGGAAUGAAUAUACCAGAGACUGAUGAACAUGCUUUUGACAAUGCCGAGGCAUUUUGAAUGGUGCAGCAUCAGCACGGCAGCUUCAUUGUUGACUUGUUGCUUACUGAUUCUGCUGGUUUUAGGUGUUUAAACCCCGAAACCAGGAACAGCCUCGGGUUACGGGGAAGCAAGUAUGAAAAAUUGUACGAAAGGCCAGAUUCAGAGGUAGAAAGGAAAGUUGAAAGUGCUUCAUUGUAGCUUUUGAUCUCUCAUGCCACAGGGUCACCAAGGCUGUAUACAUACAAUCUCAAAGGUGGUAGGCAAAUUCUGUGAAAUGAGCUCAUGUCUUCAAUCUUUAUGCCCAUUGAUUGCCUCAAGUGCUCUUGAGUUUCUUCCUCGUCACCAUACGUGUAUAUAGAAGGUACUGCAUAUAGUCUAGGUGUCGAUUUUACUGUACAUCUGUAAUUCUAAAGUCCAAAAGCCAAAAGUUGAAGGCGAGUUUUGUUGUCGAAAGUACGUAUCCAUCAUAUGUUUCAAAGUAAAUAUCAACUACACAUCAACUCCAGGAAGAUGGCAUUGGUGUAAUUGAGAGGCC